AUGGAAUUCCAGACUCAAAUGUGUUGCGGUGAAAAGUUAAUAUCUGAAAGGAAUCAACUCGAAAGAAAAUUGUGUGAAAAACAUGAAUAUAUGGCUUCAAUUCAACACGACCAGGCUAACGAUUUUCUUGCAUUAUUGUGUAAGCAUGAUACUUUAUGUCGCGAGUUCAAUACAUUACAGAUCGAACUGAAAAGUAACGAAAAAGAAUACAAUAGUUUGUUCUGUGAAAACAACGAACUCGAUGUAAAAUUAGAUGAAUACGGCAAAAACAUAGAAAAAUUAAAAUGUAAUGUGUCAACUGAUUUAGAGACUGCGAAAAUACUGAAAAAUCAACAUUGCAAUGCGGUUAAGAUCAAACAAAGGCUUCAGAACGAUUUAGAAGAAUUGGAACUGAAACAGAGAGCUAUUGAUAGAAAGACGAUUGAUGUUCAACACCAAUUAGCUGAAAAAAUAACUGAACACGCUGAACUGGAAAAAACUAUUAAUACAGAAGAAAACGAAAGCGAACGAAUGAUCCUACUUAUUAAUGAUUUGAGGAUCAAAAGUGAAAAAUGUAAAAAGUCAUUCGAGACCAUGGAUGCAAAACUGAAUGAUCAGUUGAAAGAUAAGUUAGCGAAAUUGGAUGGAGUCAAACAAAACAUACUUGAUAAGAAAGCAGAAGUCGAAUUCCACGGUAAACGAAUCACGGAGUUAAGGUCCAAAAUAGAAACGCUAGAGAAUAAUCGUUUAAAUGAUAAAUGUACAUUUGACAAGAAAGUUUAUGAAAUCAAUACCGAGAUACAGAUCAUGAAGUCGAAAAUUUUCCAUAGCUGUGCAAAGCAUAUUGAAUUGCAAAAGGACAUAACUGCUUCCAAAAGUCAUCUGAACGACCAAGAUGUAGUGAUCAAAUUAAUGGAAUCGUCGAGAGAUCGGGCACUGGAAAAGGUUAGCAAGAUCAGAGAAACGACUGAAUCAAUAAAAAACAAUAUCGAAACGCUACGUGAACAACGUGAAAAAGAAAAGGAAAAUUCCGUAAUGGAAAUGGAUAUGAAAAUUAAAGAAAAAAGUAAGCUCAUGUCAACGAUUGAAAACCAACUAGAACAGUUAAAGGUAUUGGCGAAAGCAAAUAUUUGA
Molecule: messenger RNA, 1113 nt
Organism: Sipha flava (yellow sugarcane aphid)
Lineage: Eukaryota; Metazoa; Arthropoda; Insecta; Hemiptera; Aphididae
Product: kinectin-like
Exons: 1
Coding region: 1-1113 (370 amino acids)
Source: RefSeq, a predicted model, not a curated record